CUCAGGAUCCUACCCUCAGCCAGGGGAAAUAGACAUGGAGAUUGUGGUCCUCACAUGCUCUUGCUCUCGUCUCCCACUCUUUCUCUUUUCACUUUCUUCACCCUCUUCUCUUCUGCUUUGUCGCUAGACCAUUUUCCCUAGCUUACCUUUCUCAAAGGAAUGGAAGCAAGCAAAGCAGAAGGGAAGAGGAGCAUGAAACAGGUGGCGGCGGAGGAGGAUGGAGAUGAUGAUGAAGAUGUUGGGGAGGAGAGUAAGAAGAGAAGAGCAUUGACCCUCUCCGGAGAAAAGGCCACCGGCAUAUCAGGGUCAAUCCAACCUUCUUGUCAAGUUGAUGACUGCUCUGCUGAUAUGAAGGAUUCCAAGCCAUAUCAUCGUCGCCACAAGGUCUGUGAGCAUCACUCCAAGGCCCCAAUUGUCCUCGUUGCCGGAGUCAGGCAACGCUUCUGUCAGCAAUGCAGCAGGUUUCAUGAUUUAUCAGAGUUUGACGAAGCUAAGAGGAGUUGUCGCAGACGCCUGGCAGGCCACAAUGAACGUCGCCGCAAAAGCUCUUACGACUCCCGUGGAGAAGGGUAAAGCACAGUGAACGGUCACUCAACCGAAGACUGAAGAAGAUACAACCGUUUUGACAAAUUAAAGAUCAUUACCCUCAUCAUUUGUAUGCUCUCUCUCUUCUGUCAAUCCCUGGACUGUUAGAUUAGUAACGUUGACAAUAAGAUUUGUGUGCAUAAAUCCAAAAGUGUACUCUGGUUUCUCCUCGGAUACCAUGUUCGUCUGCAACUA
Molecule: messenger RNA, 780 nt
Organism: Coffea eugenioides
Lineage: Eukaryota; Viridiplantae; Streptophyta; Magnoliopsida; Gentianales; Rubiaceae
Product: squamosa promoter-binding protein 1
Exons: 2
Coding region: 160-573 (137 amino acids)
Biological process (GO): flower development
Cellular component (GO): nucleus
Molecular function (GO): DNA-binding transcription factor activity; DNA binding
Source: RefSeq, a predicted model, not a curated record